AUGGCUUCAUCAUCAUCAUCAACAUCAAAGCAUAGGGUUACCAAAACACUAAUGAUUUUACUCAUCAUAAACUUCUUACACCUAUUUCAAACCACUUCAGCUGUGACUAACUCCAAUUCCUACUCCCACUUCUCAAGAUUCUCUAGACCAUCAUCAAGAACCAAACAAGGGUUCCUAGCAUCGGUCCAAGAGAGUAUGAAACAUGCCCUCUUGGCUCGUUCUCUCGCUUUCAAUCUCACUCUUUCUCAUCGAACCGUACACCUCCACACGAUCGAUCCUAUCCACGACUGCCUCGAGCUACUCGACGACACACUUGAAAUGUUGUCUCGCAUCACUUCAAGUGAUGACGAUGAAGACAUUCACACAUGGCUAAGCGCGACACUCACGAACCAAGAGACUUGUGAGCAAAGCCUCCAAGAAAAAUCUAACUCUUACAAACACGGACUUGCAAUAGAUUUCGUCGCAAGAAACCUCUCCGGAUUACUUACUAACUCACUUGAGUUGUUCGUAUCCGUGAAGUCUAAACCCCGGAGGCUCUUGUCGGAACAUAAUGAGCGUUUUCCGAGGUUUGUUACUUCGGCGGAGGAGCGGAGGCUUCUAGAAGCUUCGGUGGAGGAGCUGAAGAUUGAUGCGGUGGUGGCUGCUGACGGAAGUGGGACACACAAAACAGUAGGAGAAGCGUUGUUGGCUUCUUCGUUGGCGAGUAGUGGGGGAAGGACCGUGAUUCACUUGAAAGCUGGGACCUAUAAGGAGAACAUUAACAUCCCGACGAAGCAGAAGAACGUUAUGUUAGUUGGUGAUGGGAAGGGCAGAACGGUCAUUGUAGGUAGCAGAAGUAGUAGAGGCGGCUACACCACUUACAAGACUGCCACCGUCGCUGCUAUGGGAGAUGGGUUUAUAGCGCGCGACAUAACAUUCGUGAACAGUGCUGGACCCAGCUCGGAGCAAGCGGUAGCCCUCCGUGUCGGAGCAGAUAAAUCCGUCGUGUACCGAUGCUCCAUCGAAGGAUACCAAGACUCACUCUACACACACUCCAAGCGACAAUUCUACCGAGACACAGACAUCACCGGAACCAUCGACUUCAUAUUCGGAAACUCCGCGGUCGUGUUCCAGUCCUGCAACAUCGUCGCCCGAAAGCCCUUAUCCGGUCAGACAAACUUCGUGACGGCGCAAGGGAGGAGCAACCCGGGUCAGAACACCGGUAUCUCGGUACAGAACUGCAAGAUCACGGCGCAGUCAACGACUUAUCUUGGCCGUCCGUGGAAAGAGUAUUCAAGAACGGUGGUGAUGCAGUCUUUCCUCGACGGGUUGAUUCACCCUUCGGGCUGGUCUCCCUGGUCUGGUGGGUUUGGUCUUAAAACUCUGUUUUAUGGGGAGUUUGGUAAUUCGGGUCCUGGAUCAUCGGUUUCGGGUCGGGUUAAAUGGGUCGGGUAUCAUUCUUCUUUAACGGUGAAGGAAGCGGAAGGGUUCACGGUUGCUGGUUUUAUUGACGGGGGGAUGUGGUUGCCUUCAACGGGCGUUAGUUUCGACUCUGGUCUUGUGAAGUGA
This is a messenger RNA of Eruca vesicaria subsp. sativa (arugula), 1548 nucleotides long. The record is from the annotation of a GenBank genome assembly. Lineage: Eukaryota; Viridiplantae; Streptophyta; Magnoliopsida; Brassicales; Brassicaceae.